UUUAUGUAAAAAUAUGAUCACUUUUCGCGGUCAUUCAGUCGAUGAAGGCGAUGGUUUGGUGUCACGUGGCGUUACCGUGGUUACCGUGGGUCAGCCACAACAAAAAAAAGGACGACGUUCUAGGACAUCGCACACUGAGGUCUGUUUUCAGCCCCACUGCAGCGAUGGAGGAAUCAUUUCGCAACUUUACGAUCGUUUCCAACGGCCCCAUUGGGUUCGAAUCAUCCCGCAGCGAGGAUGUUGAGGAAGAGCGAACGACCAAGGAAUGCGGAAGUGAUCCACGCCCCUUACCCCGCUGCAUCGAUACUGGUACGGAACCGCGGGAAAGGAAAGAGAUUGCCACGCAAACGAUCAGUGCUCCGCGUACGGGCAAAUUUUCCACCUACGACGACUCCAAGCUGGUCAGCUUCAUACGGAAGGUGCAUCCGAUAAUGGAGGAAGAGUUGUCCUGCGGCAUGACGCCCCUCUUCGACCACAAUGAAAAUCCGUACGAACCAUCCGAUCGUUAUCGGGUACAGCGUCACCAGGAGCUUACGCUGAAGAGCACUCAUAAACCGGCGGGUGACCACGUGUUGCCCGGUAAACCCUACACAGCGGGAGCCGCCGCCUGGUUAUCCAUUCUGACUCGGGACGCUCCGUUGCUAGUGCUGGCCUGUAGCCCGGCACACGAGGCUUGGUGCGAUCAUUUCGCUUCCGUUGUGACAGUGUUCCGUCCGGUACGGGACCGGUACGGUACCUCAGUGCAGUGGGUAGAGCUGUGCAGCAAUCCGGUAAAGUCCUGCAUUGAAUCAAUCGAAACGAACCCUUUCAAUCGGGACAUCUUUGCCGGAGGUACGGUCGCGGGGGAUAUCUAUCUUUGGCACUUUGAGCUGGAACGGAAGUGCUCGUUUACCGAGCUACACUCCGAGACGACCGACUGUGGUAAGGUGGUGGACAUGGCCUGGACGCGGUUCAACGUUAUGUCGAAGGCCGACCAUGCGCUACUAUCGGCACACAGCGAUGGAACGGUGAUCCUGUGGCGUGUCGGAAAGAGCGUCACCAAGGACAAGAUCUUUAAAUUGGCCUCUCCAUCGGCCGGCCAGGGAAAGGCCAUUAUUUUAACGCGCAUCCUGGCCACCUCCAACAGCGAGUUUGUCGUUGGCUGUGCCGAUGGGUCACUGUUGCUUUGCUCCACCACACAAUUGCUACCGUUGGCCGGUUCCAAUGCUACCGGGCCAGGGCAAGGGUAUGGUGGUAAAUCGAACCACUUUUCACCAGCUACGGUGGAGCUGAAGGGUCACUCGUUUGCCGUUACGAGCUUGCAGAAGAUCAUCAACCGACGGCAGGAGCUACUCAUUAGCUGUGAUCUUACGGGCGAAGUGUUGUUCCACGAUAUCACGGACACGAUCAACUCUACUCCAACACUGAUCGUUAAGAUGCCCCUCCCGUUCAAAACGCGCAUCGUCUGCACCAACGACGCGGAAUUUAUCUUCUCGCCAACCGGAAAUGGACGGCUGGAGCUGUACCGCAUUGGCAGUGGCAAGGUCGACACGAUUGAACCAUCUUUGCCACUGAAUGGGACACCGAAUCUAAUCAAAAUGACCGCCAAUGGGAAAUGGUUAAUCACUGGCACAUACGGUGGCACGUUUAUCAUAUAUUCUGUGGCCACGGAUUAUUAAAACGAUUGAGACACGGCACACUGGUUGAUCACAUGAACAGUAUACCUCACUAAACCCUCACUGAUUAUCAAUGGAAGGGAUCUUCCAGAGAAAACAAACACACAACAAUAAAUAUUAGCAACAAUUAAA
Messenger RNA from Anopheles aquasalis, 1787 nucleotides. RefSeq lists its product as uncharacterized. The record is from RefSeq and is a predicted model, not a curated record. Gene Ontology annotation, biological process: intraciliary transport. Gene Ontology annotation, molecular function: dynein heavy chain binding; dynein light chain binding. NCBI's taxonomy places the organism in Eukaryota, Metazoa, Arthropoda, Insecta, Diptera, Culicidae. Gene Ontology annotation, cellular component: ciliary plasm; cytoplasmic dynein complex.